CAGUGUUGGCAUAACACAACGCGAGCUCAGCCGCGGGGGUAGUCUUGCUCUUUCACGCUCGCCUCGUCGGGACCUUGUCAGCGCUCCCGCUUCGCCGCGUAUCCCCCCGCAAGCGCAGGCGUGGAUUAUGAGAGCGCCGUUCGGAGGUGGGAGCACCGCGUAGACUGAGUCUCAUUGAAGUAUCUAUAUGGGCCAUCUUCUCUCGAAAAAUGGUUACCGCCUGAAGAAGAGGACACGCAAGCUGCAUCACAGGAAGAAGAAGAAGAGGAACUGCUUCCUUCAGGGGCCCUGCAUGCUGUGCUUUAUUGUCCACGGCAACAGCGGCAGUCUUGACGACGACAGUGACCAAUCGGAAGCCGGCGUAAACGGUGGUGGGCUUUGCCUCAACAGUGCCACUGGAAUUAGUGUCGCGGGCGUCGGGGGAGUUGCCAUUGGAGCAGCAGCUGCCUCAAAGCUUGCUGGGGGUUACACAUCACUAACGUCUCCUGAGGACUGUGCCAGGUUUCUGUUGUCACCCCGGGAACUAGCUUUCUUGGAGGGUCAAGGGAGAAGCUUGUUGUCGGCUGUUCCCGCUAAACUGAUUCCACCGCCGGUGCUGUUCAGAACUGCUGGGGUGUCUGUGACUGUGCCCCUGCCUGUGCCUGUGCCUGGCUACACCAGUGACUACACUGAGAUGGUGUGUAAGAGGAAAUGUUCAGAGGUGCAGAGGUGCACCCCCUGUAAGCAGCCGCGCUGUGCCUUCUCCACCCCUGAGGGAGGGCUGGGGAAUGGAGGACUGGGAGUAGGAGGAGGAGGGGGCGCGGCCUCCUCUAAUGCCGAGACUGGCCAGUGCCACCUCCCUCUCUGUCCACUUCCCUCCUCGUCCUCCUCCUCCUCUUCCUCCUCCUCACCUGCUGAUUGCUGCUGUGGGUUGGGUAUCCAAAGUGACUCAACCCAGAGUUUAGACUCAUCUCCCUGCUGCCUGCAUCAUCAUGAUGAUAGCCAGGGGAGGGUUUCUGAUGCUGUGGAUACACUAAGUAUCAACCACCUUCCAUCCUCCAUCCUUCUUAAGGUGCUCUCCCAUCUGACGGUGAAGGAACGCUGUCUGUGUGCCUCGCUGGUCUGUAAGUACUGGAGGGACCUCUGCUUAGACUUCCAGUUCUGGAAACAAAUUGACCUCAGUGGCCUACAACAAGUCAACGAUGAUCUCCUGGUGAAGAUAGCGUCUCGGAGGCAGAUUGUUACAGAGAUCAAUAUCUCGGACUGCCGGGGGGUUCAGGACCACGGGGUUUGCUCCCUGGCCUCCCACUGUCCAGGCCUGCAAAAAUACACAGCUUACCGCUGUAAGCAGCUGGGUGACCUGUCCCUGUCCGCCCUGGCUACACACUGUCCUCUGCUGGUGAAGGUACACGUGGGCAACCAGGACAAACUGACGGAUGAGGCGCUUAAAAAGCUGGGAGAGCAUUGCAGUGAGCUGAAGGACAUCCACCUGGGCCAGUGUUACAGCAUCACCGAUGAAGGCAUGGUGGCCCUAGCUAGAGGUUGCCCCAAACUGCAGAGAAUAUACAUGCAGGAGAACAAACUGGUGACUGACCGGUCCGUGCGAGCGGUUGCAGAGCAUUGUCCCGAGCUGCAGUUUGUUGGCUUCAUGGGAUGCCCGGUGACAUCACAAGGGGUCAUCCAUCUUACAGGGGUGAGGCUAAUCUCCUCUGUGAUGUUAAAACACGUAAUAGAGAUAGAUCGAGACACUGUGAUGCACAUAAUAAAACUCUGUUCCAUUCUCCCGGCACUGUCUUUGUGUCUACACCAUUGUGAUUGGCUUACUAAAGAGAGGUGUGUGGAGAUCAUUGCCAAGGAAGGAAGAAGUCUAAAGGAGCUCUAUCUUGUGUCUUGUAAAAUCACUGACCACGCCCUAAUAGCCAUAGGCCAGUACAGUAGCACCAUAGAGACGGUGGAUGCAGGCUGGUGUAAGGACAUCACAGACCAGGGAGCUACGCAGAUCGCCCAGAGCAGCAAGUCGCUCCGCUACCUGGGCCUCAUGAGAUGCGACAAGGUGAAUGAAGAGACAGUGGAGAGGCUGGUGGUGCAGUAUCCCCACAUAGUGUUCAGCACAGUGAUGCAGGACUGCAAGAGAACCCUGGAGAGAGCUUAUCAACUGGGUUGGAGUCCAAACACAUCCAACGCCUUGUAGCUACUGCCAGAAACAACACACACACAUACAUACACACACACACACACACACACACACACACACACACACACAAUAGUUGCAGCUCAGACAUGUUUACUUUUCAUUCACCAUUCAAACAUGCAUGUUGACAUGUGGCUUCACACCAAGACACAAAAACAUAUACACAAAUCUACAAAGAUUCAGCUGUUUAUUUCAAGCAAAUCAGCCACAUCAUUUUACUUGUUUAAUCUGGGUUGGGUUUUUUUUUUUUUUUUUUUAACCCGGAGGACUUUCUUUUUAUUUUCAUUUAAUCAUCAAGUUGACAGAUUUUUCUUGCACGUAUCAUCAAAGGGCAUAGUCCAUAACAUGGCUGUAUUAAGCUUCUUCAUCUUCAAGGCUGAGCUGUGUUUCAGAUCACACCCCAGGAGAGCCACAUAGCGGACCUCUUUUGACCAGAUCCCUGCCCGACCAGCCAAUAUGUUUUAGUCCAAAGCAGUGUUAGGGGGUGGGGGGGACUGGAGGGUGUUAUAUGAUAUCAACUGUGGGUGACUGCUGCUUAGUGAACAAAGUAUUGGGCCUUAAAAACUAAGGUUGGGAGCCAUCUGGCCCACAACCAGUGAAAAAAAAAGAGAAUCAAACAAAGGCGCAAUUAAAUUGCAGAGGUUCAGUGAUGUUGGGCCAGUACUGGGACUGUCGAUAUUUUGAAACGAAAAGAAAAUGUACCAGCUCAAGAUUGAUACAGUGCUCCAGAGCACUGGUUUUGUGCCAGCUCACUGAAGUGUUUACUUCCUCAACAUUUAACCCAUCUGAAGAAUGCUGCGGUGAGAUCACAUGAGACAAAGAAGAAGACCAGAGACCACAAGAGAACGUCCCGAGACUCUGGUCUGGAAGACCAUGGGGGUAGCAGCACAUGUGCAAACCACUUAGGGCUUCAGCCCUCACUUCAGGCAAUUUGAAGAAUUGGCUGUUUCUCAUGUGGUCUGACCUUUGUCCUCUCUUGGAUCUAAAUGACAGUGUUCGAGGCAUUUUUCUCACGUCAAGCUUUGCAGACCUUGUCGGGCAUAGUGUGAAGACCAGAGGUGAGGCUCAGUGAAAAGACUGAAGAACGUUUCAGACAAGAUCCAGUCAAACGUGCAGUUCCCGCAGAUGCACAGCAGGAUCGAUGGCGUUGUUGACAUGGGCUAACCUGGAUGGCCUAGCCCAAAGUUCGGAACUCGCAACAGUCAGUGUGUCCUAUCAAAGUGCCCUUGUGCAAGGCACUGAGGCCCUGCCUGCCCAUUCAUUGUAACUCUCCUGGAAAAACAGACUCAGAUAAGUGACUGCAUUUUGAAUUGUUAUUUCAAAAAGCGCAUGUUCUUAUUGAGAUCCUCGCCUUUCGCUAAGCGGGAGGUACUGUCUGCAUACAGUUUAUGUGGCUUUGGAACUGUUCUAUUUUUGAUGCCAUGGGGGAUCUUUCAAUGGAGGUUUUUGGUUGAGAAUUGCCUCAAAUCAUUACAGAAAAUAGACUCACCAGGUCUUGAAAUAGAAGUUGCCUUUUCCAACAGAGCUGAGGUCGAAUGAUCCCAACGUCAAACCCCAACCACUUAGACCAUAAAGAGAAAAUGUUGCCUUAAGUGGUUAACGGGUAGCCUAUUUGCCACUGAAUCAGCUUCCUAAGAUGGAUGCAGAAAUCACCUGAGGACAUUUCAUCAGCUGUACAUUGAGGAGAUACUGUGCUUUUAUUAUUUGAUCGAAACACUGCAUUCGCAUCAGUCUGUAUCUACGACACAUUUUUGCUUCUCGGACAGAGAUAGAGAAUAUGACAAAGGAGGGAUAAAGUCGAAUAGAGAUAGAGGAUAUGACAAAGGAGGGAUGAAGGUUCAGUAAUGCUUCUGACAUCUUCUGGCAGAAGCAUCAUUAUGAUAGUCUUCACUAUAUAUUUUACAUAUUAAAAAAAAGAAUAGUAAAAGUGAAUGUGGGUAGUUUGGAGUUGAUGUCCUCCAAUAUCUCUUGUAUUUCGUUUUUUUUCAGAGAUAAUGUUGUUUACUAUUUAGAGUAAAACAGUGUAAUUGGUGGUUUGGACUGUGCUUUGACUGAGAUGGCAUAUGGUUGGGUUGAACAGUGUAUGUGUGUGUGUGUGUGUGUGUGUGUGUGUGUAUAUAUAUAUACACACACACACACACACUGUGUGUAACUUCACUUAGACUAAUAUUGGUUUUGAGCUUACGCUUGCAACAUUAGCUACGUAGCAAUGCAUUGAGGGAUUAUCUUUCUUAGUGAAUUAGGAUGUAUAACAAAACUGGCCCAAGCAUAUAAUAAGGGCUAGUAGGAUAGUUUGUUGAGAUUUGCUAAUUUUUCAUCUGUUCCAUAAGAAAUCCGUAGUGGACAUUAUGCAAAUAAGCAGGGUAUUUUUCCGUGGGGUGAAGCGGCUCUGGGCUCAGCCUCCACAAAGACUGUCACUCACAUGUGAACAAUGUUUCCUAGCUCCGGGGUUGGAGUGGGGUUGUAAUCUCUCACAGUACACACAGAUUUCUGACAAUUAAAAACACGUUCGUUUUACCCUUGUCAGGUCUUGUAAAUUCCCCCAAUUGGGCUUCUCUCGCGCUCUGAUUUUUUUUUCUUUUUACUGUUCUUUUGUAAUCCCCUCAUGCACUUUCUUCUCUGCUUGAUGUUGACACACUUGAUCCCUGAUUUGUUAAGGCAACCGUAAAUGACUGGAUUUACAUAAAGAUGAAUAAAA
Messenger RNA from Lampris incognitus (smalleye Pacific opah), 4868 nucleotides. RefSeq names its product F-box and leucine-rich repeat protein 17 (gene fbxl17). Gene Ontology annotation, cellular component: SCF ubiquitin ligase complex. The transcript has 15 exons. The record is from RefSeq and is a predicted model, not a curated record. NCBI's taxonomy places the organism in Eukaryota, Metazoa, Chordata, Actinopteri, Lampriformes, Lampridae. Gene Ontology annotation, biological process: SCF-dependent proteasomal ubiquitin-dependent protein catabolic process. Gene Ontology annotation, molecular function: protein binding. Bases 188 to 2170 code for a protein of 660 amino acids.